CUCCAGCCUCAGUUCAAAUUCGGAUGUCACCAGGAACUGUACAGCUCCACAGCGCAUUGCAGAGACUACGAUCUAAUACGCCGUUGGCCACAUAAAUCGCGCGCGGUCCAGUGCUUGCGAGUGCGUGUGACUAUGUGCGUGUGAAAAAAUUGUUGUAAAAAUAUGAGUGAUGGUUAAGGGUAGUGAGACACGUUGAAAACACCCGUCAACCGGAGACUGGAUUAUUAUCACCACGCCCCAUCUAAAUCAUUAGGAUAACAACUGACAGCUGAGUGUUCAGGAGUGACAGCAAUGACACGAUGCAGAAAACGACGACUGCUCAGCACACAUCUCCGCUCGGGAGGCCACUAUGAUCAUCAGCAGCGAGAGAGAACGUCACAGAAGUGAGUCAGCCAGUCACCAGCAUGGCAGCCGGCUGCAGACUUCUCAGCUGUCUGGCCCUCAUGCUCGCCCUUCCGGCUCGCCUCACCUCGGACGAGCGAGUUGGCCGAGCCUCGCGAGGCCUCUGCCACACGAGCCGAGGGCCAAUCACAGCGGCCCAGCUGCAGUGCAUCGACCUCAGCGCCAAAGGCCUCUCAACAAUCCCUGAGUCAGCAAAGUUCGGCACAUUGACCCACCUCGACCUCCACUCCAACCGUAUCACAGUGCUCGACAAUGUCACCCUCUCAUCGAACCUCAUCAGCCUCGAUCUGUCCGACAACGAAUUGACACAAAUCGAGCAGAUCCUAUCAGAGUCCUUGAAAACACUGAACCUCAGCCACAACAACAUAUCUGACAUCAAAUUCCUGACAUCGUUGGUCACACUGGAACGAUUGGACCUAUCCAUGAACCACAUCUACGAUCUGGGGAAAUCUCAGUUUGCUACAAUGAUCAACCUUGUACGGUUAGAUCUAAGUUCCAAUUCCUUGACAAACCUACAUGAAAAAACCUUUUCAGGUCUACAUAGACUACAAACACUAGACCUGUCUCAAAACCAGUUACGUGUAGUGAUGCUGGGUACAUUCAGGUCUCUGGACAAUCUACUGUGGUUGAGUCUGGCGAGGAACGAUGGACUCGGUGCUGUGCAGACAGAACAGGACUCUUCAGUGUUGUUAGGUGCGGGAAGGCGCUUGCAAACCGUCGACGCAUCACAUACAAAUCUGGUCAGGGUGCCUGACACACUCACACAAUCAGUGCGCGACUUGUACUUGUGUUGUAAUCAAAUAUCCGCCGUUCGUUGCGGUGAUAUGGACAGUUUUCCACUUUUAAGAACUCUGGACCUCAGUUCCAACAAAAUAUCAAUAGUUGAAGAAGACGCCUUAGGGCGGUCAGAGCUGUUACGUCAUUUGCUGCUAGCUGAAAAUCAGCUAGAAUCAGUACCACACAGUUUACCACCUUACUUACUUGUACUUGAUUUAGACCACAACUUCAUCUCCAACAUUACAUUGGAAGAUUUCGCAGGACUUUCAAAGUUGAGAACUCUACGUCUUGCAUGGAACAAGGUAUCUGUCGUCAGUGAUGAAGCAUUCAGCCACUUAGCAGCUUUGAAAAACCUGGAUCUCUCAGGUAAUCCGUUGAAACUACUAUCUAGCAGCACAUUUUCCGGACCACGUUGGUUACUAAAUCUCAGUUUAGCAUCAUUGACAUCACUACAGCCCACCAACAGAUCUCUUGCUUUCCCGGUUCCAGAAUCGGAUCGUCUGAGAAUUCUGAACCUAAACUACAGUCCAGUUCUAGCAAAGCAACUACUAGAUGACACAGCUGCUUUGUCAAUGUUCCGCCAACUUGAUGUGCUGAGUAUGGCUUACACAAACCUCACAGAUAUCAGAUCCGAUUUAGUAAACUUUUUACCAAGGUUGAAAGUUCUUGAUUUGAGAGGAACACAUCUAAACUGCACAGACAUCACUUGGCUUGCUAGCUGGCUGUUGAAACUCAAAUCACACGGUAGUGAAAAUUCUGAAAAAUGGCAAAGACUUGACAAUGUUGAAACAACUACAAUCAUUCCCUUACAGGAUAAUCUGAAUAUUAACAAUGAUGGAGAGGAAGAUGAUGAAGAUUUUUCAAUUGCUGGUAAUGUUGAUCAAUACUGGCAGGAAGCUUACACUCAAACUCUACAAAAGUUGCCGGUUUGUAGUUACCCCCAAAAUCUCUCAGGAAUAUCUCUACUUCAAAUAAUUACAACUUCCACAACAGCUACACUACCAACAAUUCCAACAAUCCACCGAUUAUCUAGGUACGAGCAUCAACAGCCUGAGAUGUCCUUCGAUCAUGACUCCUACCAAAACGACUUCCCCCACUUUGCACCCAGUGAAUCCGAUGAUGAGAUGACAACACUGCAACCGCUGUUCCCUACUACACAAAUUACUAGAGUGAAAGAAGAUGUGAUGAAACAGAAGAAGAUGAAAAAGAAGAAAGGGGAUGUGACUCAGGAAAAAGUGAGGAAAUCUAUUGAUGGGGAGAAAGUGACAAGUAAUGGAACAACUCAACAACCGUUCUCUUUUGGGAAGAAGAAAUCGUCUGGUUCAGAUACCCAUGGAGGUGUUGUGACUAUGACAAAAGGGCACAAACCGUCCACUGAGAAACCAUUAGAGAGGAGGACACCAAUGAUAACUACAACUAAAGGAACAUUGAGGAGUCUUGGAGGGAAAAGUAGUCACAAUGACACAAAAGUGGAUGAGAAAGAUGUGGAGGAGUUACAGCAACAAGAUCCAUUACACUCGUUCACUUGGGAAGGUCAAGGUAACGAAAACAGACCUGAGGAACCCAAUGCUCCUCAACGAAUCUCAGUGCCUGAGGAGAGUGAGGAGGAACCCGAGGACAGCGACAAAGAUGACGAGGAUCCUGUGGAAGCGAGGUACACUCAUCAUCCUGGGCUGCUUGUUCUGGCUGCAGCUGCAGGUUUACUAGGAGCUGCAGCGUUAGCUAUGAGAGCUUCUCAAAGACGACAAGCAAGGAGAGGCUAUUCCCAACAUGAGGAUAUAGAGGUGCGGAGUUUGGAUCCCGAUCACGAGAGACAAGAGGUUUGGUGACGUCACAACACACAGCCACUCGGUGACAGUGAAUUAGACUCUUUGUUUUGUCCUGUCUGAGUGACUCAACAACUUAAACCUGGAUUGUCUUAGACUCAAAUGUAAAAUGUAAGUGACUUCUACAAAUCUAUUGAAGAUAAUUCAAUUUUUCUAAGAUCUUUCUAGGAGUGAAGUCAACUGAUUUGCCAGUUCUAACAAUGCUAAACCAAAUAUAAUUACUAUCAAAACGUUCUCUAUUCUGGAGUAAAAGAUUCAAUAUAUAUUUCUGAGGAUGAAAAACAUUGAUAUAGUGGUAUUGUGAUAUGGAAUACGGUUGUGAUGUGGAACUGUCAUCAAGUGAACAAUAAGACAUGAUACUAAUAUAAACCUAAUUUGAAAAACUUUUGGAAAAGUAGUGGAGGUGAUUUUGAAGUAGUUAUUUUGAAAAAGAACUAGGAAUUGUCACAGCCUCUUAUUCGCACUAUGAUCAAUUUCAUGUUAUCAAGAGUUCAGUGAGAGAUUGAUAAUGGUGUAGCGAGCAAUAAAUUCUAGUUCUCCAUUAUAUCCAUAAAUGGGAGAUUAUGACAACCUAUUUACAACAUCUCUGAAGUAGUCAAGUUUUAAUAUUGUGAAACAAUCGAUACCAGAAUACACAAAUCUCUACAAAAAAUGAAUGUGACUGGAGAUGAGUAAUGUGUAAGUCUAUGACAUUUUCUCGUAAUUUUAAAAGAUGAGAGGUUGUGACAAUUCAAUGGGAACUCUUCAUGGGAAUUGAAUUUUGAAUAGGGUAGUAUGUAUAGUACGGUGGAAUCGUGUAAAGUGAAUCUGUGAAUAUUUGAGAUGUUUGUGACUAAAACUGAUGCACAUAAUUUGAACAGUAAUAGUAAUAAGCAUUGAUAUUUAAUCGACUUCAUAUUUUCAACAGUGAAUUCGUGCACUGUAAUGAACAGCGAUUGUUUGAUUGAAAUGUUUGAGUUUAAUCAAAAAUGAAACUAACAAGUCUGAAACCAAUCAAAGGUUUUCCAAUAAUUCAUUAUGCUUUUACUUUUUUCAUUUCAUAAUCAACUCCUAUGGAUUAUUCGCAAAAAAAUCCAAUGGAUUAUUUGCGAAGUACUUCAACAUGGAGUUGAAUGGAUGGUUAAUCUCCCUACAAUGUUUUGGGUGAAAUCGAUCUCCUAUAAACUCUAAAAAACAAUUCUGUAGUGAUAGCUACUGCAUGAAUUAAUCAAAUUGUAAUUGUUAGGUUCGGUAACGUUUAUACAUUCAUUUGCAAUCAUUCAUAUGAUUUAAAGAAUAGAUGAACUAUUUGAGAAUAGAUCGAUGUGAGAAUAAUCGCAAAUGUUUAUCUUUGAUACAAUAAUAAAUAAAUAUUUCUAUGAAGUAAUUGAAUUUUCAAAAAUGGAAUUAUCAAAAUGGAGUUUUUAUUGUAGUUUCAUUAUUCUCCUAUAAUACGGCAAGGCAGAACAUCCAAAAUGAUCUCUCUACCGAUAAAAGCCACAUGAAUAAAUAAAUAAAUUAUUCUGUUAUAUACCUCAAUUACUUUUAUUAUUGAACGUUUAUUUUUCUAGGAUACGAUAUUUCUUCAUAAAGCGAGCUGCUCAGAGAAUGCAAUCGUUCUUGUGCAAUCUGAACUCAUAAAUGAUUUUGACAAUAGAAUACAUUUGGUUUUUUCGAUGCAUUCAAGUGUAAAUAAUUACUUAAUACUGUAAAUAAAAUAUUUAAAACUGAAUAGAAGUUAUUAGAACGAGCGAAUCGGUAUUUUGUGGAUAUAAGACGAAUUUGUAAUUUUCUUAUCGAGUAUUGAGAGUAAAAUUGUAAAAUCCUUGUAAUGUUUCCAUAAUAUAGAUUGAGAGAAUGCGUUGAUUUUGUAAGUCAAGACUUACAAGCAGAAUCUGAAUCAUUAUGAUAGUAUGUAAAUCGAUGGUGAUAUCAAGAAUGGUUUUCUAUGACAAAUUUCAGAAAGAAAGUAGUUUAAACAUUUAGUGAGGAAUCACUUCUAUUGUAAUUUUUAUGCUGUUAAAUUAUCUUCUACAAAAAAAGACAAGAUUCAUCAAUUCGAUUUCUUGAGUUUAAUUUCACAGAUACUCGAUAAUGGAAAACUCAUGCUUCAAUCUGGUUCUAUACUCAGAUUCAGUUUUUUCGUUGAGCUCCAGAGUUCCAGAGUCCCAGUGACUCAAUUAUUAGCUAUUUCACAGCUUCACGAACAAUUGCUAUAUUUGAAGAGAAAUAUACAAAAAUAUACAAAAGAUCUUAAAAAAAUAACAGUGGAUCGAGCAUGAUGAAUCAAGAAAAUAUAGGUUCAAUUAGAAACAUUAUAUCCAGAAAUUUGGAAAGAAGCUGACUCAAAAAAUGUGAAGUUUCAAAAUUAAGAAGUGUAUCCAGAUUCACAAUUUCAAAUCAGUUUUCAAUCUAUGAUUACAUGAAAAGAAUAUGUCUAAGUUUUCUUAUUGAAAACCAACUGCUUCACGGUUCUUUACAUUUAAUAGCAAAUUGAAAGUGAAAUUAAUGUUUUUUAUUAUAGUACUUGGACAGGCUCCAACUGUUCGAUGAUUAAUUUAUAAGCUACUGUAAAUAGUUAUGUGAAUAUAAUCUAGUUUUCUGGAAACCUUUGGACAGUGUGAUAUAGAACGAUGAGAUUAAAAUGUUAUUUGGAUAAA
This is a messenger RNA of Nilaparvata lugens (brown planthopper), 5644 nucleotides long. Its product is annotated as slit homolog 2 protein. The coding region runs from base 405 to 3008 and encodes 867 amino acids. Gene Ontology annotation, molecular function: protein binding. The record is from RefSeq and is a predicted model, not a curated record. NCBI's taxonomy places the organism in Eukaryota, Metazoa, Arthropoda, Insecta, Hemiptera, Delphacidae. The transcript is spliced from 2 exons.